Molecule: messenger RNA, 872 nt
Organism: Mercenaria mercenaria
Lineage: Eukaryota; Metazoa; Mollusca; Bivalvia; Venerida; Veneridae
Exons: 3
Coding region: 42-872 (276 amino acids)
Source: RefSeq, a predicted model, not a curated record
UUGUUGAAAUAUAGAUUACGAGCUUUCCAAAUACAGAAGACAUGAUUACCAAGGAAGAGGAAUAUUUUCUGAGAGCCUCCAUUUUGCUACUGAAAGGAGGGCGAUUGAUGUCAAAAGAAACUUUGUACAAAGAACUACGAAAGGCCGGGGGAAAUCUUGAUGUACUUCUAAAACAACACGAAAGAAAAUUCAAGCACACAUUUGUAAAGAAACAGAGGGAGAAAUUGUUUCCAGUUGCUGGAGUAACCGACGUAGAAACAUGGGAUUUAGCCAUGCUUACAACGGUGUCACUGAGAGUUUUUAAAAGGUCACUUAACGACGAUGAGAAAAAUGACUUAAAAUCAAUAAAGUGUAUGAGGGAUGAGAUGUACGCCCAUACUUAUUCUUCGUCGCUAAGUGCCGAUGAAUACGAAGACAUCCGGAAGGAAUUACAAAACGCACUCACUUCACUGUCGAAUGGGUUAAGCGAAAAGCUGAAAGACGACUGUUUAAAGAUCAUUCAGGAAUGCACAACUGGCCCUAUCAGCCCAUCAUUAAAAGCAGAACUUACGAAACAGAUAGAAGAUACAGAACACUCGUUGUUGCAGGCGGUAAUGAACAAAUUGAGAAACCAGAACGAAUUUCUUUCCGAAAUGAAAAAAGACAUAAUGGACAAAUUAAACAAAAUCAGUGUGACUGAAGACCGAAGUGAAAAGAUUAUAAAAGUUACAGAUACUGAGCUAACGUUGAGUGGAGCUGUAAAUGAAAGCAAGGACAUAGAUUUUGUUGAAGGAAUCAUCACAACGGUUAUCAAUAAAGCAAUAAAGAAAGUCGGAAACGAAAAUGACUACCCGAGAAUUCGCAGCGUUGUUGACAGAUUCUUAAAGACUUGA